AUGUGGUAUUUCCACAAAGCUGAGACACUAGGAAGAGAUGCUGAGAAGAUUAUGUUGAAUGACACUUCACAACAGGCAGAGGGAGCGGGGAGGACCCGGCGGCUGCUGCGGAGGAUGCUAAGUUUGUGCUGGCUGCUGCUCCCGCUGGUUGCGGGAAUCCAUCCAGAAUGCAAGAUAUUCCAGCAGGUGGUCAAAGAGGAGGCCCUCUGCUUAGAAAAGAAUGAAUCUGUUUCACCUGAUAUUAAAGGAUGUGACAGAGAUUGGGAUGGUCUAACCUGCUGGCCCAGAGCCACUUUUGGGGAAGUGGUUAAAGUUUCCUGUCCAAGAUUUUUUGAAGAAAUCACCAACAUCCAUGGCUUCCUUCAAAGAAACUGUACACAGGAGGCAUAUUGGUCAGAACCAUUCCCACCAUACACCAUUGCCUGUGGAUUUGAUGAAGGUUCCAGUAAAGGGCCUGAGGACCAGAAAUCAUAUUAUUCUGCAUUUUGGCGUGUCUACACUGCUGGCUAUGCAGCAUCAGUGACUUCACUCAUUACAGCUCUAAUUGUCUUUGCUGCCUUCAGAAAAUUCCACUGUACACGGAAUUACAUCCAUAUGCACCUGUUUGUCUCCUUUAUCCUGAGAGCAAUUGCUGUUUUCACCAAAGAUGCUGUUUUGUUUGCAGAUGAAACUAUGGACCACUGCCUAAUGUCAACGGUUUCUUGUAAGGCUGCUGUGGCAUUUUUCCAGUUCAGUAUUUUAGCCAAUUUCUUCUGGCUUCUUAUAGAAGGGAUAUACCUGCAAACACUGCUUUUGCUGACCUUUGUUUCAGACAAGCAGUAUGUAUGGUGGUUCAUAGUUACUGGCUGGGGAGCACCCACUGCUGUGAUGCUUGCUUGGGUCCUCACAAGAAUCCAUCGACAAAACACUGGAUGUUGGGAUGAUGAUGAAAAUGGAGUGGUGUUAUGGAUCAUCAAAGGUCCCAUUCUGCUAACUGUAUUAAUUAACUUUAUUAUAUUUAUUAAUGUGAUCAGAAUUCUAGUGCAUAAAUUGAAAUCUCAAGAGGGAGGAGGUAGCCAUUCAAACCACUUUGUGAGACUUGCUAAAUCCACGUUACUCUUGAUCCCCCUCUUUGGAGUGCACUACAUUGUAUUUGCAUUUUUCCCAGAAAGCACUGGUCUGGAAGCUCGCCUUUAUAUUGAGCUGGGCUUGGGUUCUUUUCAGGGUUUUAUUGUUGCUCUUCUAUAUUGCUUCUCAAAUGCAGAGGUUCAAAGUGAACUGAAGAAACAACUGUGCAAAUGGCAGUAUCAAGAAUACCUGAACUUCACACACAAACGCAGGACUUUGUCCAGAGAAAAUAGUCCAGUCAACUAUGUCACUCAAUUAUCACUGCUUGAAAAAAUUAGUCCAAAAAGGAAAACCUCUGUGUACCAGAAUGGUAUAACUUCUAUCUGAGCUUUUCUAGCAGGACAAGUUGCUGUGACAUUGUAACACACUACUGAAGAGAUGGCCAACUUGGGUUCUUUAUGGCUUUCCAUAGUGUCAAGAGCCUUCCAUGAAUUUCUUGUCCUGAGUGUGAGCUGCUUUUCUUACCUGGUACAGAUCACUGUCACAACCCUGGUUCUCUCUCUCAAGUGUAUAAAAUCCACUUGUUUUGUUGUGAAAAGCCGUACCUUGUGCUAGUGUGAAACAACAGGUUAGAAGCAAAACCCAAAACCUAUAUCAAUUCCUCCCAGGCCCAGUAUGUUUGUCAUGUCUUUGUUAGUGUUUCCCAAAAUCUCCAGUUUUCAAGAGCACUAUUCCUAAUCUUAAUUUGAAACAGUUAUGGGGUGGCAAAAUGUUCCAUAAUGAUUAAUGUUUUGCUAGUUGUUUUGAGACAACUUGAGCCAACUUAAUGGAAAUCACACACAGAAACUUGCUAAGCAACCUCCUUUGAAAGGAAUUUCAAGGUGUCGCAAGAGUGACACAAAAAGAGAAUGAGUUCCAUUAUCUGUUUGGGUUUUUUUCUUCCAUGCCUGGUGAACAGGGAGACUGAAUUAGUCCAGAGGACCCCAAGCCCUUUCUUGUCCAUGGGAAAACAUGGAGUAGCUGAACAUUAGAGAGAUUAUGAGUAUAUGAAGGAAGAACACAGAGCAAAGCCAAUGCAGCAUGCCAGAUGGGCUACCUUGAGCUCAGAAUGACUUACAGUCUUACUCUUAGUGCCCAGAUGCUGGUCCUUGUGUAGCUGGAACUGACCUUCUGUCAUCAUAACCUUUAAGGUUGGCUGUAUUCAUCAAUGAUAUACAGAAUUAAACUGCUUUUGUGCUUUUUGGGGGGCCUUCCUUUGAGGACUAAUCUGGUGUGAUAGCUGUGAUUAUCUCAAUCCCAUCCAUAAUUUCUCAGCUCAUUGUCAUUCUACUCAGUGACAUUUCUGGGUUCAGAAUUAUCAACACAGAAGUGUGGUCUAGUAAAGCAAAAUAUGGUCUAGUAUAACAGAGUGAACAAACGUGCUUGCAUCACUUCUUCAGGUGGCCUUUCUCUUUCUUCAGAACUGAGUUGGACACUACCUCAGACUCUCCAAAAAUAAAGAAAGGGCACACAAGGUGUUCCUUUCAAGAUGGGAUGGUUCCCAGGAGAACCUGCAUCCAAACUUAAAAACACUGCUAGAGACCAUGGCCAUUCAAGUAUGUGGUGACUUUCUGUGAAGUGCAAUUUCACUUUAGAUCUAAAAAGUAGUGCUCCAGUCCCUCAUUUUGCUGUACUUUUGGUUAAUUAUUUAGGCCAGGGGACAUUUGACUUUGUGGAAAUCUCUUAGUUGGUUUUAGGUGCUUCAUCUCUCAUUCCAUUGUUAGAGCAGAGAUGAAUUGCCCAAAUUUCUCUAUGUACGAUUCAGAUCAGUCAUUUAUUAGUCAGGCAUUUACCCCAUCUGUCCCAGUGAAUCAGAUGCUCUCUAUAACACGUUAUUUUGUCUAUUUAGACCUCCUUAUCAGUUUUCCUUGUAAAAGUAAUCCUUGCUCCUGUGUUAUUGCCUAGCAUAGUGAU
This is a messenger RNA of Chroicocephalus ridibundus (black-headed gull), 3000 nucleotides long. Its product is annotated as vasoactive intestinal polypeptide receptor 1-like. Bases 1 to 1434 code for a protein of 477 amino acids. Lineage: Eukaryota; Metazoa; Chordata; Aves; Charadriiformes; Laridae. The transcript is spliced from 14 exons. Gene Ontology annotation, biological process: cell surface receptor signaling pathway; adenylate cyclase-modulating G protein-coupled receptor signaling pathway. The record is from RefSeq and is a predicted model, not a curated record. Gene Ontology annotation, cellular component: plasma membrane. Gene Ontology annotation, molecular function: G protein-coupled peptide receptor activity; peptide hormone binding; vasoactive intestinal polypeptide receptor activity.